AUGAGAUUGUUCUCUGUUCUUUAUGGUAAUGCAGGUGGAAAUGAUUCGAAUAUUCAGUGGGCCGGAAAUAACUGGGCGAAGUCAUGUGAUUUUCCUGGAAAUGAUAUGUCUAACGUGCAAAUCAGCGGAGAAGAUUGUGGUGGAUUAUGUGCGAAUACUUCAAAUUGUACUCAUUUCACAUGGACUACAUAUCUAAAUGGUACUUGUUGGUUGAAAUCAGGUCCAGUCUCAAAAAAUGAUGCUAUUCUAACCACUGACCUAACAAUGGUCUGUGGUGUUGUUAGAGGACAAUCGAAUCGUCUAUCGAAGUGCUUUGGUGUUCCAACAACAAAUAGCGCCAUAACAGCCGAUCAUGAAGAUGAAUAUAUCUUGAAACUUGCUUAUGCUAUAUUUUAUUUUCUCGGAAUAGCAGCAAAAUAA
This is a messenger RNA of Rotaria socialis, 420 nucleotides long. The record is from the annotation of a GenBank genome assembly. Lineage: Eukaryota; Metazoa; Rotifera; Eurotatoria; Philodinida; Philodinidae.